This is a messenger RNA of Hemiscyllium ocellatum (epaulette shark), 2098 nucleotides long. RefSeq names its product vacuolar protein sorting-associated protein 4B-like. The transcript has 11 exons. The coding region runs from base 151 to 1470 and encodes 439 amino acids. NCBI's taxonomy places the organism in Eukaryota, Metazoa, Chordata, Chondrichthyes, Orectolobiformes, Hemiscylliidae. Gene Ontology annotation, biological process: vacuole organization; endosomal transport. The record is from RefSeq and is a predicted model, not a curated record. Gene Ontology annotation, molecular function: ATP binding; ATP hydrolysis activity.
UUCGGCGAGCCGCUCGGAGGCGGAAGUGGGAGGGGGUCGUGUGUCGCUUGAAAAAAAACCUUCAGUGAGUUCGGAGCCGGGGGGCCUCGGCGUUUCCUGUGGUACCUCCCGCUCAGCCUGAGCCAGCGCAAGGACGGGGGAAGAGGGCAGAUGGCGGCCAACAGUAACAACCUGCAGAAAGGUAUAGAUCUUGCAAGCAAAGCAGCUCAAGAAGAUAAAGCAGGAAACUAUGAAGAUGCCCUACGGUUGUACCAAAAUGCAGUGCAGUACUUUUUACAUGUUGUUAAAUAUGAAGCUCAAGGUGUUAAAGCAAAAGAGAGCCUUCGAACGAAGUGUACAGAGUACCUGGAUCGAGCUGAAAAACUGAAAGAACAUCUGCAAAAAAAGCAAAAAACCAAAAAGCCAAUUGAAGAAUCAAACACUAGUGAUGACAAAGGGAAUGAUAGUGAUGGAGAGGCUGAUAACUCAGAGAAGAAAAAAUUACAGAGUCAACUCCAAGGUGCCAUUGUUAUGGAGAAGCCAAAUGUGGGUUGGACUGAUAUUGCAGGCCUCGAAGGUGCCAAAGAAGCUCUUAAAGAGGCUGUGAUUUUGCCCAUCAAAUUUCCUCAUCUCUUUACAGGCAAAAGAACUCCAUGGAGAGGAAUCCUUCUGUUUGGUCCUCCUGGAACUGGCAAAUCUUACCUGGCAAAAGCUGUAGCAAAAGAAGCAAACAACUCGACAUUUUUCUCAAUCUCCUCCUCUGACCUGGUUUCAAAAUGGCUUGGAGAAAGUGAAAAGUUGGUAAAGAAUUUAUUUCAGCUUGCCCGAGAGCACAAGCCUUCAAUUAUCUUCAUUGAUGAGGUUGAUUCUCUUUGUGGCUCACGGAGUGAAAAUGAAAGUGAAGCUGCAAGGCGUAUUAAAACUGAAUUCUUGGUCCAAAUGCAGGGUGUUGGAGUGGAUAAUGAAGGAAUCUUGGUACUUGGAGCAACAAAUAUCCCAUGGGUUCUAGAUUCUGCUAUAAGGAGGAGAUUUGAGAAACGUAUCUAUAUCCCAUUGCCUGAUCAGGGUGCUCGUGCUAUGAUGUUUAGACUGCACCUUGGAACAACUCAAAACAGUCUGUCUGAUGAAGAUUACCGGAUAUUGGCAAAGAAAACGGAUGGAUACUCUGGGGCUGACAUCAGUAUCAUAGUGCGAGACGCUUUGAUGCAGCCAGUCAGGAAAGUUCAGUCAGCUACUCAUUUCAAGAAGGUCCGUGGUCCUUCCAAUGCUGAUCCAUGUGUGAUUGUGGAUGACCUCCUAACGCCAUGUUCACCUGGUGAUCCCAAUGCUUUGGAAAUGACGUGGAUUGAUGUUCCAGGGGAUAAGCUUCUGGAGCCUGUUGUGUGCAUGCCUGACAUGAUGCAUUCAUUAGCAAGCAUAAAACCAACAGUUAAUGACGAGGAUCUGGAAAAGCUGAAGAAGUUCACAGAAGACUUUGGUCAAGAAGGCUGAACCAUAAGAUCUUAAUUUGCACAGCAAAAUAUUUUUCUUUCCUUGUACAUCUCUCUUUUUCUAUUCACAAAUCAGUUGCAUACAAUAGUAAGUUUAUUUUUAUCAUUUUACUAUUGUAAAGUCAAGCACUGUUAUUUCCAGGUCAUGGAACUUAUUAAAUCCAACUUUAUAUAAUCUUAAUUUCUGCAUUUGCCUAUCAUAAAACUACUUCUCAUAUAAAUAUCUAGAGGUUCCAGGCUUCAAGGGCUUAGCGUGAUAUUUAAACAUUACUGGAAUAAUUGAGAAUUUUUAAAGGAACUAAGUACAUUGUGCUGAUGUCUUUAAGGAAUGUAAAGUAAUCUUGGGUAUCAUUGGAAUAUACUAGAUACUUUGAAUGGGGCGUUUUAAAUUUGCACAUAAGAUCUAAUACAUGGACUGCCCAUAUGAUUGGACCAUUUCAUCGUACUUCAGGUAGACUAAUUUCUGACUGUAAAAUAUAAACUUGAAGCUUUGUAUUGGAGAAAUUGGGAUUACUUAUUCAGUUAUUUGUAUUGAAAUAAAUAUGAAUGAAGUGAACAACUUCUAUAUAUGUAGAUUUUUUUUAUAAUGGCAACCUUGUAUUUUCUGUUUAAUUUCUGUUUAUUUGUAA